Messenger RNA from Heterobilharzia americana, 933 nucleotides. Lineage: Eukaryota; Metazoa; Platyhelminthes; Trematoda; Strigeidida; Schistosomatidae. The record is from the annotation of a GenBank genome assembly.
AUGACUAUCCCUAUAUAUUUUGUUUGUUUUCCAUACACAUUAUAUGUUUCCCCUACUUCUUUAUUGUUUUAUGUAGUCAAAUCCGUUCUACAAACACAUAUCAAUUCAAUCAAUAAAUCUCCAACCACUUGUAUAUUGAAUAAACCAUUAUCUAUUCCAUGUAGCACAGAUGCUAAUCAUUUGGAUGAUGUAAUAGCUCAUGUUGUAUCAGAUGCUGUAGCCUAUGCGGAUAAAUCCAAUCUCAAUGUUAUUAGAACUCAAUCUUCAAAUAAUCAAUUAAUUACUGCACAAUCUUUCGAUUCGAUACCAAUUUGUUCAGCGUUUGUUCAUCACACUUCAUCAAAUAUUGAAUGGUCUAAUUCUAAUCGCCUUAUUAUUAAUAGCGAAAGUGGUACACCGUUUCGUACUCCUAAUCCAGAUGAUCAACAGCCUUCUUAUAUAUCAGACUCUUACUUUAGAAAUGUACCAGUUUCUUUAUCGAAUAGCCCAGUGGAUAGUAAAGAUCAAACAACAGGACAGUUAGUAUUAUUUCCUUCUCACUCUGAACCAAUGAGGUUAACUGAAUCUCAAAUACUAGUACAGCAACAACAACAAUCCUUAUCUCAAUCCCAACUUUAUUAUCAACUAACUCGAAUCUCAGAUACAACAUCAAAUAAUUCCAAUUCAACAGUGUUGUUAUCAUCAAAUUCUGCUGCACAUUCAUACAUUAUGUGUUUUAUAAACAACUUUCUUCCUUUUGGAGUUCUCCUGGUCACAACAUUGAAAAAUUCUGUUCAGAUACAGAGGGAUCUCUUCCUUCAAAUGAAACGUUAUCUUACAAAAGCUGUUACAGAACAACCUGGUGAAGAAUCUUAUCAAAAACAAUCAAUAAAUUUAGUAUUAUUUUUCGAAUAUUUCAUGUGGACUUGUAAAUAUUUCAGUUUAAGAAACUGA